Molecule: messenger RNA, 1590 nt
Organism: Arctia plantaginis
Lineage: Eukaryota; Metazoa; Arthropoda; Insecta; Lepidoptera; Erebidae
Source: the annotation of a GenBank genome assembly
AUGCCGAAAGUGUAUAAAUCUGCCCACCAAGGGGUCCCCUACCAUGCUGUAAGUACGGGAGACGAUCCUGGAUGCUAUCAGUUACAUAGACCCUCAGAAUGCCGGCUUAAGUUCCCGGACACAAACAAACCCAUCCACAAAUGCGAGUUACCGCAGAAGGAGUUUGUGACGGUGCCUCAAAUCGAUGGCUGGAGACGCCUCCUAGUCCCAAGCACUAAGCCUAAUUACUAUCCGGCUGUUAUGCAUAAAACUGAGUUUGAAAGACUGAAGAAACAGGCCAAGAUAGUAACUCAAGAAGAACAAAUUGCAGCCCUUCAUGCACAAGAGGAGGCUGUUCAGAAGGCGGCUAAGGAAUCCGAAAAUAGGAAGAAGAUGCUCAAGGCUAAACUGCAAGUUCAGCCAGGUGCUGACUCGGCCACGGGGCAAGCCGACCCUGAACUCGAAGGGCCUGACCAAGCUGCGCAUACCAUAUCGAGAGCUGAGAUGCUCUUGGCUGAUAACAUGCAGGGUCCCCGUCUGUGCAACCGCAUAAUCCUUGCGUCCAAAUGCCACGCCAUAAGGGACGCCCAGAUAACAGAGAAAGAGCUGAUCCAGAAAGAGAUGGACGAAGAGGAACGGCGACUUGAUGCCAUAAUGGAAGAGAAUCGUCAAGCUGCUGUCAACCGCGAAGAGGCAGACGAGGACAGGCGCCACAACUUGAGGCUGCAAAACCUUGCAGCUUUGAAGGAACAGAUCCAAGCUCAUGCGACUGCCAAGAUAAUGGAAGCAGAACGCAUAGAAGAAGAGAGCAUCCGCGUAAAUCAAGCCAACAUUGCCAUGCAGAUCGACGAGGCGCAAAAACUCAGAGAGAAACAUCACCGCCAAGCCAAGCUUAAGGAGAUGUUGGACCAAGGUAAUGCGGAGCUUCUGUACUACAAGCAACUCCAGAACGAAGAGGAUCGCAUCAUGGAUCUUCGCAUCUCAAACUUCCUGAAGCAGAAGAUGGCGCGCGAGUCCCGCAACAGAGCUGAGGCUGAAGCCAUCAAGGCUGCUAAGCAGAAAGGGAUCGAUCAUAUUGCUAAAGCUCAAAAGGCUGAGCAAGAACUUAAAGAGGAGUUGGAGCGCAUCCGUAACCUCAAGAUCCAGGAGGACGUCGAACGUGAGUACCGCCGCAAAGAGAGAGAUGCUGCCAUCAGGAGAAACAAGGAGAUGAAACAUCUGCACGAGGCCAGGGUCCAACAGAUUAAAGAUAUCCACCGCCUGAUUGCGCGCGAGAUAGCCAAAGACGAGCAGAACUUCAACAACGCGGCGAGGCAGAACGAGGAGUUCAUCCAGAAAGAGAAACAGUUGGACGACAAACGCAAAGCCCGCAUCGAGAAGCACCGACAGGAGAUCAUGAAACAGAUUAAUGACAAAGAACGCGCCAGAGCUGAGCUUCGCGAGAAGAUCCACAACGAGGGUGUGGCGCUCCGCAUGGAGCAAGAUCAACAGGAGAAGUAUGAGAGGAGAAUCAUCAAAGAGAAGGUGGCUGCAAUGAGAACUCAGAAGGUAUCAGAGAAGUACGUGAAAGAAGUUGAACAAACACUCACAAAACACGGAUAUAAGCAGUGA